Molecule: messenger RNA, 621 nt
Organism: Paramecium tetraurelia
Lineage: Eukaryota; Ciliophora; Oligohymenophorea; Peniculida; Parameciidae
Exons: 5
Source: RefSeq, a predicted model, not a curated record
AUGUAAUAAUAAUAAAAACAACCCAUUAACGAGAGACGACGUCGAAGCGGAGCAUUGCAUGCUCAAACAUGUGAAGAAUAUUUGAAAAAAUAUGAACAAAUUGGAUAAAUAGUGAUACGAGAGAGUUCAAGGAAAAAGAGUUUGUCUGAAUCAGCUUUUCUUAAUUUUGACUUUAUACCAGCAGAUGAAGGAGUAGAAGACAUCUGCUAACUUAAAAUAUUGAUAUAUUCACCAAAAAUAAAGUUGAAUGAAUAAGAAUUCUUACAAAUUUUAAAGCGUGUUAGAAAUCGAUCUAUAACUACUGAUAAUUUACCUUUUGCAAAUAAAACUUUCGAUUUCGAUUUCUUUUAUAGAGAAUAUGAUGUAAAUGAUAAGCAUUUUGGUCUCCAUUUCUGGAUUCAAAAUAACCCUAAGCAUAAGCAUAAUCUCUUUUUUACAGAGAAUUACUAUCGGUUCUUCAACGCAGCUAUAUUAUUACAAAGAGAUCAAAACAUAGAGUCAUUGAUAAGAGAAACUAAUCCUAACUGUAUGAUUAAAAUUUUUCCAUUCAUGGACGAAUUGCUAUUGGAAUCCCUUUAAUCCAUUAUUGCUGAAAUAUGUCAUAGCAAUAUCAAAUCUUGA